GCGUUCUAACGGUAAAACGAGUACAACUUUUUUUCGCCGCGCACGGCGGACUGUCGACUGGCCUGGCCUGGCCUGGGCUAUUGCAGCAUCGACUUUAACUGCAACCUACUACAAUUCACUAGCAUGCUCCUAGAUACAUCUUCCCAGUUCUCUUUGCGCUAAUCUUCUCAAUUUAUGGUUCGAUGCAAUGCAAUGCAAGUGUGUUCGAUGACGAUGACGACGGCAAGCCAAGUGCAAGGCAAAGAAAUAUGAAAAGUGUGUGUGCGUGCUAAGCAUGUGCUAGUGUUAGUGUGCUAAUGUGUAUGUGUACGCGUGUGUGCCAACAUUUUUAAGAACACUCUGCAGCGACCCGAUUUAAAUUGGUGUCAAUACUCGCUACAUUGCUCGCUUCAAAGUGGAUUUCGGGCAUGCUGGCGUAGAAAAACGCAUGAUACAAAUAAUCAGAAUAAUAAAGAAUAGAGUGACACUUCCACACUGCAACGACCCCACAGUCCGCACAGCUCGCACAAAUUCAGGAUGGCGCCGAGUGUUUGUGAAACGUCUCCCAAACUGCCGCCCCACAAUUCAAAUGCAGCUGCUGGUGUCAGCUCCAAUGGUUCCGGGCCAACAAAGUGUGGCAGCAACAGCUUAAACGGUUCAUUGGCAUCUUACAAAAUUGCCGGAUCUGAGCAGAGUUGGCCGCAGGCUCCAGUCUUCAGUAAGGAAAAUCAGCGCCCACCAGUCUACAAUCCAGAAGACUAUGUGGUGUCGUUGAAGAAAUUUACCAAAGGAAGUGCUUCGGCUAAGGUGCACUCCAUUUACGAAGUCACGACAAGUGGCACCACCAAGGAAGAGGUUUACAAAUCAGCAACGCUGCCGGCAAAGCAUUCGGACUACAAAAGCCCAAUACCGGCGCCCCCUGAGAGCGACAGUGAAAUGUCUCUCCGUCAGUUUGGCUCCAUAACCGAUUUACUAACCAAACUACGCGCCGACUUACGAGUGUCGUUUCCCAGUUUUGUCCAAGAAUUUGUGGCCACGCCUUUAGAUGGCAUCAGCCAUCUGCUGGAGGUACUGCGCGCCAUACAACUAGCGCAAGCCAGCAAUGCGCCCGCUCCUCUAGCAAGCUCAAAUACCAUGGCCAUGUCACGUAAUCCGCAGAGCUACCAGAGACGUGCUUUGCUUGAUGAACUAUCCUGCCUACAAUGCCUGAGCAUCUGCUGUUCACGAUCUCUGGAUGCCAUAGCCCGUCUAGGCAAUACACCAGUGGGCCUCAUGCCAUUGGCUUCUUCUGCCACCGGUCAGGGUAUUCGAGCUCGCAUUCUGGCACUGCAUUUACUUGCGGCUGCCUGCGAUAAACAGGCCUUCGGAAGUGGGUCUCAGAAGGUGGUUGCCGCCGGUCAUACUGCAGUUUCGGAGGCCAUGUCUACGUUACGUCUACGUUGUAGUGAACCAGUGCGAUUUCGGCUUCUCAUUGGCAUCCUCAACAGCGGAGGUGGUUCCGGGGAACUACAGUGCGCUGGAGUGAAAUUCCUCAACACAUUCAUUGAGAGCGCCAUCAAUAUGCAACAGCGACUUUACAUCCAAGCGGAGCUCUUCCAGGCUGGCUUCGAGCCUACCACAUUAGCUAGGACAAUAUCCUCCUCCUCGCCUUGGUUGGACUCGUUGCGCAGUGAAAUCAAACACUUUAAUGAGCUCUAUAUCGAUGUGGAUAAGAUGAUUCGUCAAGCACGGGAUGCCGAUCGCGUGCGUAGCCAAAUGGUUAUAUUGGAGCGACGUGUGCAAAUUCUGCAUGAGGAGAAGGCCGUGCUGACAUCGAUGGAGCGCCGCUUGCAGGAGCGCUGUGCUGAGCUGCAGCGGGAGAUCUUUCGCCUGCAAGGAGCACAGCAGGAAAGUAACUUUAAGCCCGUAGAAUCACAUGCACCUGUGGCGCUGCCCCGCCAGGUGCCGCCCACAUCGCAGGCGCCAAAGAACAAACAGAUCUGCUCAGAGCACGAAGAUGAGGGGAUCAGCAGCUCCGAGACCGGUGCGUCAUUGAGCCCCGUGCCGAUUUUGGUGCUGCCUCAAAAGCCACCGAAGGUAAAUACUCAACGUCCAAAGCAAACAAGCCAUGAUGAGGAUGAUGAUGCAGCAACCAUUGAGGAUGUGAUCGAGGAGCUCGACAAUAUUGUAAGCGAAGCAGAAAAGCAAAUAUCGGGUCUGAGUAUGAAUACGAGGAAACAUAACAAAACAGUGGAGAAGGAAAUCGUGCCCGUUAACAUUGUGCCUCAGCCACCGCGCAAAUCGCGCUCCCUAGCACAUCUGGUGCCGCGCACAGAGGGUUCCGAGCAGGAAGGCUCCGAGUAUGGCAUGGCAAUGCUGCAGAAUCAAGGGGAUUCGGAAGCAGCCGAACGCUUGGCAGCCAUGCACACGUUCUUCGACGAGGGUGACUACGACAUGCCCGAGACAGACAAGCCGUAUCCCAUCGAAUCACCCGACAUACCCGAAGAGACACACACAGCCGCUAUUGCCUACAAUUCAAACACAAAUCGUGAGUUGCUCGACGUCAUCAUGAACGCACGCCACAGUGAUGAUGAUCCGACCAUGAACGCUCUGCGAAAGAGCUUAUCUACACAAGCCGAUGUCCAAGCAUCUGCACUGCAGAACAGCAACGAGCGCUGCUCCAGCGGCAAUGCACGGUCACGGAAACCACCUGCUCCUGCACCACCGGCACAACAAUUUAAUGGUGUCUUCUUUAUGACCGGCAUGAACACCCCACAGAAAUAUCCCAAGCCGGACAUCACGGCCGCACUUCAGGCACGGCGUGUCACCAAGAAUGUGGAGCGUCUGGAAGCUGCCUUUGCGUCGCACGAGGCUCUCAACGAAGCCACAAUUGUACGCGAGAAGUCACGCAGCAAUCACCAGAUCUAUUUCAGCAGCAAUCCCACCAUGCGGCUGCACGAGCUCGGUAGCAGUGUCUAUCCCAGUUCGGGAAACUUUGUCUCGGCUAACGCACCCACUCAGAAUGCCUCCGCGCGCACUCGCUCGUAUACACAAGGUUCCAAGGUGACGGACCUGCCCUCCGGCCUAUACUAAAGCCACACACCCUCUCGACUUCUGUGCAAUACGUAUUUCACGGAUGCAGCUCAUAAGAUAAACUAUAUACGAGUAUUUAUAAAACCACAUUUAUUGUAGUUAGUCUCUAGAAUCGGUGGCAGUUAAAAUCGGGUUCAUUAUGCUAAUUAGUUCUACAUUUAUUUCAUAUGAAAACUAUUUAUAAGAUAAGCUAUUCAACAAACAUUUUCUCUGCAAUAAAAUAAUACGAGUACUUAUAUUUAAAAUAAAA
Molecule: messenger RNA, 3301 nt
Organism: Scaptodrosophila lebanonensis
Lineage: Eukaryota; Metazoa; Arthropoda; Insecta; Diptera; Drosophilidae
Gene: mwh
Exons: 8
Coding region: 517-3051 (844 amino acids)
Biological process (GO): cortical actin cytoskeleton organization; regulation of cell shape; cell migration
Cellular component (GO): cytosol
Molecular function (GO): actin filament binding; small GTPase binding
Source: RefSeq, a predicted model, not a curated record